This is a messenger RNA of Vanderwaltozyma polyspora DSM 70294, 1464 nucleotides long. Its product is annotated as ammonium transporter. Gene Ontology annotation, biological process: ammonium transmembrane transport. Gene Ontology annotation, molecular function: ammonium channel activity. The record is from RefSeq and is a predicted model, not a curated record. The transcript has a single exon. NCBI's taxonomy places the organism in Eukaryota, Fungi, Ascomycota, Saccharomycetes, Saccharomycetales, Saccharomycetaceae. Gene Ontology annotation, cellular component: plasma membrane. Bases 1 to 1464 code for a protein of 487 amino acids.
AUGCGAGGUGAUGGCUAUCUAUGGACGGAGUCCUACGAUGGGGCUACAAUAGCAUUCAUCAUCUUGGGGGCAUCCCUAGUGUUCAUCAUGGUACCGGGUUUAGGCUUCCUGUAUUCGGGACUUGCUAGACGUAAAUCGGCUCUGUCCCUGAUAUGGGUAGUCUUGUCUGCCACUUUGGUCGCAAUGUUACAAUGGUACUUCUGGGGUUACUCGCUGGCCUUUUCAGCAAGUGCUAAAAACAAUAAAUUCAUAGGAAACUUAGACUCCUUUGGUUUCAGAAACGUAUACGGUGGUGAUCAAGCGUAUCCCGAAAUUGCAUUCGCUUGUUUCCAAAUGAUGUUCAUGUGUGUCACUCUGAGCAUCAUAGCAGGUGCUACUGCUGAAAGAGGUAGAUUGCUACCUCAUAUGGUCUUCCUGUUCAUAUUUGCUACCGUGGUUUAUUGUCCAAUUGCAUACUGGAUCUGGGCUCCUGGUGGUUGGUGUUACCAAUGGGGGGUCCUAGAUUGGGCUGGCGGCGGUCCAGUAGAAAUUCUAUCUGCCGUAGCAGGUUUUGUUUAUUCCUAUUUCUUAGGAAAACGUAGAGAAAAUUUAUUGAUUAAUUUCAGACCUCACAACGUUUCAAUGGUGACUUUAGGAACUUCCCUGUUGUGGUUCGGCUGGUUGCUAUUCAACUCGGCCACUUCGUUGACCCCAAAUUUGAGAUCCGUCUACGCAUUCAUGAAUACCAAUAUCAGCGCUGUCACCGGCGGAAUGACGUGGUGUCUUAUAGAUUACAGACUAGAAAAAAAAUGGUCAACGGUAGGUCUGUGUUCAGGUAUCAUUUGUGGGUUGGUCGCAGCAACUCCUUCUUCCGGUUGCAUCACUCUUUAUGCCUCUCUGAUUCAAGGUAUUAUCUCAGGCAUAGUUUGUAAUUUUGCUACUAAAAUAAAAUACUAUUUGAAAGUUGACGACGCGCUGGAUCUAUUGGCUGAGCACGGUAUUGCCGGCAUUGUUGGCCUAAUGUUCAACGCCCUCUUCGCCGCUGACUGGGUCAUCGGCAUGGAUGGGACCACUAGACAUAGAGGUGGUUGGUUGACUCAUAACUAUAGACAGAUCUAUAAACAGAUCGCGUAUAUUGCAGCUGUUGCAGGUUAUACAGCCGUAGUCACAGCAAUCAUUUGUAUCGUUAUAGACAAAAUACCUGGUUUACAAUUAAGAGUAGAUGAAGUUGGCGAGCGCAAUGGUAUGGAUGAAGACCAAAUCGGUGAGUUUGCAUAUGAUUAUGUCGAAGUCAGAAGAGAUUAUUAUCAAUGGGGUGUUGAUACUGACAAUAAUUACAAUAAUUCAACUACUUCAAGUACAGAAAAUCAUGAAUUAACUGAAAAUGACGAUCUGCCGCCUUUAACAGCUCCUGAAAACCCAACUUCAUCAUCAGAUGAAUCAUCUGAAGAGAACAAAAACGAAAAAACUUUAAAUCAAGAAUAG